This is a messenger RNA of Myzus persicae (green peach aphid), 2220 nucleotides long. RefSeq lists its product as uncharacterized. Gene Ontology annotation, biological process: DNA integration. Lineage: Eukaryota; Metazoa; Arthropoda; Insecta; Hemiptera; Aphididae. The record is from RefSeq and is a predicted model, not a curated record. The coding region runs from base 1 to 2220 and encodes 739 amino acids. The transcript is spliced from 2 exons. Gene Ontology annotation, molecular function: nucleic acid binding.
AUGUCUAGGCUGUUUGAUCCAUUAGGACUGGUGAACCCUGUAAUUGUGAAGGCAAAAAUAUUUGUCCAACAACUGUGGAAGCUAAAAUUAGCAUGGGAUGAGUCACUGCCGAUUGAACAUCACACAGCUUGGGAAAAUUAUCGGAAGGAGCUUAAAGACAUAACACAAAUUAACAUUCCUCGGAGAGUUACAGUCAGCGACAGCAUUCAGAAUGAGCUUCAUAUAUUUUGUGACGCAUCCCAAGUUGCCUACGGAGCGUGUGCAUAUUUGCGAAGUGUGACAAAGAAGCAGGCAGCGACUGUGCAAUUGCUCAUAGCAAAGUCUAGAGUUUGCCCGGUGAAGGCAACAACUAUUCCACGUCUAGAGCUGUGUGCAGCAUUAUUGGCUGCUAAGUUGAUGACUAUCAUAUGUCAAGCAUUGAAGGAAGUUAUUUCGCUGGACAACGUAACAUUUUGGUCAGACUCGUCAAUAGUUAUUAGUUGGAUUCAAAGUGAUGAGCCAGGAAAUAGCUGGAACACAUUCAUUGCGAAUCGCAUUGAAGAAAUAAGAAAAUUAACCACUAACUAUUCAUGGAAACAUUCAGUGGUGGUCAGGGCCGCACUGGCUAGCAUUACUAGAGUCGGAAGGCCAACCAUAAUCAUCCGAGAAGAAGUAACUGAACUUACAGAACGACGCAAGGCGGUUACUGUCCUACAAGUUAGUGUGAACGAAACAAUUGAUUUUAUAGAUAUCCUUGGGAGGUUUUCAAAGUUAGAACGACUGUACCGAAGCACUGCAUAUUUGUUCCGCGGAGUAACAGUUAAGAACAAGCGAGUAAGUGGAGAAAUAACAGCCGAAGAAAUCGAGAAGAGUUCAAAAUUCUGGAUAAAUAUAAUUCAAAAUUCAUCGUUUAAGGCGGAAAUCUCUGAGUUACGUGCCAGACAAUCACUUUGCACGCACAAUAGCAACUUAAAUUCAUUAAGUCCUUUUGUAGAUACUCACGGAAUACUCAGAGUGGGUGGCCGAUUGCAAAACGCUAAUGAGCCAUAUGACGUACGACAUCCAAUACUUCUACCGGCUGACUCACAGCUAUCUCAGCUCAUCGUGGAACGUGAGCAUCGUAGGCUAAUUCACGCGGGUCUACAACACCUCAUUGCCAGCCUUAGAAGGCGUUACUGGAUAAUUGGGAUACGACGUGUAGUUCAAAAGAUCAUUUUUAAUUGUAAUCCAUGUUAUCGCUGGAAGGUUCAAGGUAGUCAACAAAUCAUGGGGUCACUGCCAACUGAACGUGUCAUUCCGUCAUCAGCCUUUCACAUAUGUGGCGUGGAUUAUGCUGGCCCGUUCAACAUGCGAUACGGUCCUCCACGUUCCAAACAAGUGUUCAAGUCUUACAUUGCAAUUUUCGUCUGUUUUUCGACUAAAGCAAUUCAUAUGGAAUGGGUUGACGAUCUUACUUCCGAUGCGUUUUUAGCUACAUUAAAGUGUUUCAUAGCAAGAAGGGGUAGUCCAUUAAAAAUCUAUUCAGACAACGGGCGGAACUUUGUAGGAGCUGCUGCACAGCUAAAAAAAUUCCUGGCAUCAACGGAUUUAAAAAAACACCUAAGCUCUUAUGCAGCUCAUUCAGGGAUAAGUUGGUCAUUUAUUCCACCUCAUGCUCCACAUAUGGGUGGUUUAUGGGAAGCGGGAGUGAAGUCAAUGAAAUUCCAUUUGCGCAGGAGUUUGGGAGAAACAACACUCAGUCAAAGAGAAGCCACAACAUUACUAGCGCAAAUUGAAGCUGUCUUGAAUUCACGGCCGUUGAUAGCAGCUUCUACUGACCCCAAUGACCUAGAAGCUUUAACCCCAGGACAUUUUCUUAUCGGAAGACCAUUAACAGCCAUUCCAGAGCCCUGUUAUUCGUCAAUCAAAACCUAUAAAGUAAGAUGGCAUAAGAUUCAGCAGAUCGUACAACAGUUCUGGCAACGGUGGCGAACAGAAUAUUUGCAAUCCUUACAAGUACGUAAUAAAUGGCAAAAGCCUAAACAAAAUUUACAAAUUGGAGACCUCGUACUUAUCCGAGAGGAUUUCGAAACUCCACUUGCUUGGCGAAGAGGAAGAGUUGUAGACGUUCAUAAAGGAAGCGAUGGAUUCAUUAGAGUAGCAACGAUUAAAACUCAUACUGGUGAAGUCAAACGGCCAGUGCAUAAACUUUGUUUGCUGCCUAACCAAGAAUCGAGAUCAUUAAACCCAUCAAGGGCUUAA